AUGCAAGCAGGUAUCUGCCCGGAUAAGCCGUUACCAAAACCACGUUUUGCGACUCUGCGGAAACUGUACGCUCCCAACGCGCCGCCAUCUACUUCUACCUUGCUCGACUCCGGUGCCCUUGUCCUAUACUUUCCUGCGCCGAACACCGUCACCGGAGAAGACGUACUCGAAUUGCACGUGCACGGAGGACCUGCUAUCGUCCGCGCAGUACUUGCUGCUAUACCACAAUGUGCUGGGUCUGCAACCGGCGUCAAGGAAGCUGCCAGUAUUAUUAGGUAUGCCGAGCCUGGCGAAUUUACUCGUCGCGCCUUUGCGAACAACCGCAUGGACCUCCCACAGAUCGAAUCGCUGGGUGAAACUCUGUCUGCUACGACCGAGCAACAGCGCAUGCUUUCCGUGCGCGGGACAACGUCGACACUCGCGGCGCGGUACGAGCAUUGGCGAACACUUUUACUACAGGCGCGUGGAGAGCUAGAGGCUUUGAUUGACUUCUCCGAGGACCAGCACUUCGACGAGUCGCCUGCAACCCUUUGCGCAUCUGUGGCGAGUCAGGUCCAAAGCUUAUCCAUUCUCAUAGAAGCUCAUGUGGCUAAUGCGGUCCGAGGUGAGCUUUUGCGCAGCGGCAUCAGUGUCGCACUUUUGGGGGCGCCGAAUGCGGGGAAGAGCAGCCUGCUCAAUCGCAUUGUUGGCCGCGAAGCUGCAAUAGUCUCCCAAGAGGCGGGGACGACUCGGGAUGUUGUCGAAGUCGGAGUCGAUCUAGGCGGAUGGCUCGUCAAGAUUGGUGACAUGGCUGGCUUGAGAAAGGCUGGUCUGGUGGGCACAGAGGUAGUAGGGGCUAUUGAGCAGGAAGGCAUCAAGCGAGCAAAACAGCGUGCCCUCCAGUCCGAUGUCCUGAUUGUCGUCCAAGACGCCACAGCCGAGAUGGACCCAGAAGUUGCGGAAACCACGAAGCAAUGCGUCAAUCUUAAUGUCAACGUCGUUGUUGCGAUCAACAAGGUCGACAAGUUGGACGACCCACAGCUGGCGAAAGGUUGGAAAACCAAGGUUCAUACUUCCCUCAGAAUUCCUACUGAGCGAAUAUUCUUCGUCUCUUGCUGGGACGCCAAGCAAUCAACUCGUGGAGACCUUAAAGAUCCCGGUCGCAUACAGGUCUUCCUUCACGGCUUGUUGAAUACAUUUGCCGAAAUGACAGCUGCCCUCGUUCCUGAAGCAGAUCCUGAUCCGUCAAUCUGGCAGGAAUCACUGGGUGCAACUGAGCGGCAGCGGGCCUUGCUGUCGGAAUGCCUAUCGCAUCUCGAAUCCUUCCUAGACGCCGUGCAGAAUCCUUCGCAAGAUCAUUCGGAUGAUACAGCAGAAGGUGACGAAGGUUCCGAAUCAGUUGACAUUGUCGUUGCUGCAGAGUCACUCCGUCUAGCUGCGGAUACACUGUCUAGGAUCACUGGACGUGGCGAAGGCGGUGACGUGGAAGAAGUUCUAGGUGUCGUUUUCGAGAAGUAA
This is a messenger RNA of Didymosphaeria variabile, 1497 nucleotides long. RefSeq names its product mitochondrial splicing system protein (gene MSS1). Gene Ontology annotation, cellular component: mitochondrion; cytoplasm. Gene Ontology annotation, molecular function: protein binding; GTP binding. Gene Ontology annotation, biological process: tRNA wobble uridine modification; tRNA methylation. The transcript has 2 exons. The record is from RefSeq and is a predicted model, not a curated record. Lineage: Eukaryota; Fungi; Ascomycota; Dothideomycetes; Pleosporales; Didymosphaeriaceae. The coding region runs from base 1 to 1497 and encodes 498 amino acids.